ACUGCAGCAGUAGCAGAAGAAGAAGAAAAGCGCUAGCUGUUAGCUUGUCAGAGAAACGCAAUUUAUCCAAUGUGUGGCUAACGUCGGCGCAGGUGUCGAAGAAAAUCUUAUGCUGCGAAAGAGAGGGAAGGUCUUAAAAAGCAGUUCCUGACAGAGACCGAGCCCACUUCUGACACCAUGGAGAAACAGUUACACUUGAAUCUGCUAGCCUCCAGACCUCCUACGGCAGGUGGUUUUCAGUCCAGCUCCAAAAUGAAAAUGGGACCUGGACGGAAGAGAGAUUUCUCCCCCCUGCCCUGGAGUCAGUACUUUGAGACCAUGGAAGAUGUUGAGGUGGAAAAUGAAAAUGGCAAAGAUAUUUUCAGAAUUUACUGCAGUGGCUCCCAUGGUCCUGUGCUGCUCCUGCUCCAUGGAGGCGGCCACUCUGCACUUUCCUGGGCAGUGUUCACUGCCGUCAUAUACAACAGGAUCAACUGCAGGGUGGUGGCUAUGGACCUUCGAGCUCACGGCGACACCAAAGUGAAAAAUCCUGAAGAUCUCUCUGCAGACACGAUGGCUAAGGAUAUUGGCAAAGUGGUGGAGGCACUCUAUGGGGAGAACCCACCUCCAAUCAUGAUUAUUGGACACAGCAUGGGUGGAGCCAUCGCAGUUCACACAGCCGCUGCCAAUCACAUACCAUCCCUGCUCGGCCUGUGUGUCAUUGAUGUCGUAGAAGGCACAGCAAUGGAUGCUUUGAACAGUAUGCAGAAUUUCCUCAGAAGUCGGCCAAAAACGUUUAAAUCUCUGGAGAAUGCCAUUGAGUGGAGUGUGAAGAGUGGUCAGAUCCGAAACAUAGAGUCAGCUCGGGUGUCAAUGGGGGGCCAAGUGAAGAAAUGUGAGGAAUCCACCAGCAGCCCAGGAGUCUCGAAUAGCAUUGGUGAAGGAAUUAUAGAAGAAGAGGAGGAUGAGGAAGCGGAAGAAGAGUCCAACAAGAAAAGAAUGAAGGAAGAUGACCAAGAGAUAAAAAAGGAGAGCAUCUUCACCUGGCGAGUGGAGUUGUCAAAGACGGAAAAAUAUUGGGAGGGCUGGUUCAGAGGCCUGUCUGCCCUCUUUCUCACCUGCCCUGCGCCAAAACUGCUCCUGCUUGCAGGAGUGGACAGGCUUGACAAAGACCUUACUAUUGGACAGAUGCAAGGGAAGUUUCAGAUGCAGGUCCUCCCUCAGUGCGGUCAUGCUGUUCAUGAGGACGCACCUGAGAAAGUAGCAGAUGCUCUAGCAACAUUUAUGGUUCGGCACAAAUUCACCGAGUUUAAGGAAGGAUACCUGUGCUAAUUUCCAGUUUUCAGUCUAAAUAUAGCCAGCAGCCGUAGAAGAAAUGUUUCAAGAUUCAUCAACAUCAUUGUCCAAUUUAACAGCCAAUUAAGGAAAAUAUAACAGUUAUUAUUAUUAUUAUUAUUAUUAUUAUUAUUAUUAUUAUGCUUUUGUUUUGUAGAUAUUUUUGCCUUUCAGCUUUGCCUUAUUUUUAUUUGAAAAUAUUGGGUUUUGAUUGUACUGUUCCUUUACAAUAUACAUAUUUUUUUAUUUUCUGAAAUGUAAUGCUUUCCUUGUUUAAUUUCGAGUUGAGUGAUUGCAUCAUUGUUAACGUGUGUUUGUAAUGUUUGAAUUCAAACGAUGAUUAAAGAUGGAUGCAGCCAACAUCA
Stegastes partitus (bicolor damselfish) is the source of this 1679-nucleotide messenger RNA. It is a transcript of the gene ppme1, whose product is annotated as protein phosphatase methylesterase 1. The coding region runs from base 178 to 1311 and encodes 377 amino acids. The record is from RefSeq and is a predicted model, not a curated record. Gene Ontology annotation, molecular function: protein methylesterase activity. The transcript has 14 exons. Lineage: Eukaryota; Metazoa; Chordata; Actinopteri; Pomacentridae. Gene Ontology annotation, biological process: protein demethylation.